Molecule: messenger RNA, 920 nt
Organism: Tarenaya hassleriana
Lineage: Eukaryota; Viridiplantae; Streptophyta; Magnoliopsida; Brassicales; Cleomaceae
Product: dormancy-associated protein 1-like
Exons: 4
Coding region: 108-509 (133 amino acids)
Source: RefSeq, a predicted model, not a curated record
AGGAAUCACCUCUAAGUGCUUCACACUUCACAUACCAUUUCCAAAUCUCUGCAUAAUAAAACCAUCCACUUGGAGAGAGAGAGAGAGAGAGAGAGAGAGAGAGAGAGAUGGUUCUGUUGGAGAAGCUGUGGGAUGAUGUAGUCGCCGGUCCUCAGCCGGAUCGCGGCCUCGGCCGCCUCCGCAAGAUCACCACUCAACCCAUUAACAUCAAAGAUGUAGGAGAAGGGAGCAGCAGCAGCAAGAUGCAGAGGUCGAUGACGAUGCCGUCGGCGGCGGGGAGUCCGGUAACGCCGACAACGCCGACAACGCCGGCCGGUUCGGUCAGGAAGGAGAACGUGUGGAGGAGCGUGUUUCAUCCGGGCAGCAACCUCAAUACGAAGGGCCUCGGUGCCAACCUCUUCGACAAGCCCUCUCACCCCAACUCCCCCACCGUCUACGACUGCGACAAAAGAGAGGCUGAGAGGAAGGAAAACGUGGCACUUUGUUUAGUAGGCGUUUGGAUUAAAUAAUAAGAAAGAGAUCCAUUUUCGUUAAUGGCUCUACAGUGGCGAAUCAAGGAGCCAGCACCGCUGAACGAGGAGUCAGGCAACGAUAGAGUGACAUGCGGGUGAUGGAAAAACGAUGCCACGUGUCUUUGUUAUCCGUUUUCUUUUGUACUGGGAGGAGAAGGGGAAAUGGUAAAGUACGGGGCUGUUUUGUCAGGGGAAAAAGUUUUGGGGGGUUUGUAUGUAAAUAUCGUCUUUUCAUCCUCCAGGUGGUUUGUGCUUUUUUUUGGCUUGCCUUUUGUUAAAAGCGGUUAUGACCGUUGGAUCUCGCCCUAAUCUCUGGUUUUUGACGGUGUUGAUGCAUGCAGAUGUUGCUUGUAACCUUUUUUUUGUUAAAUAAAUAAAAUAUGAUGUGACAAAAAAAACUUUUUUUUA